AUGUCUACAGAACAAAUUGAAAAGAAGGUCGAAGACCUUUCUAUCAAAAAAGAGGCUCCUGUUCAGAAGCAAGCGGCUCCAAAGAAGGGAAAGAAGGAGAAGGCAGCUAAGGAGGGAGAGUCCAGCAGACCGGUCUUCUUAACUCCUCAGCCAGCGUUUAUUGACCACAGAAUCAAGAUCUUUGAAGAAAUCAAGGCAAAGAGAGAUGCAGAGAUCGCUGCGCAGGAAAGAAAGGCCAUCAGUGUCGAGUUGAAGGACGGUACUGUGAAAGCUGCCACCUCGUGGGAAACGUCUCCAUUGGACAUUGCUAAGGAGAUCGGCAAGUCCUUUGCAGACAGACAAGUGAUUUCCAAGGUCGAUGGUGAAUUGUGGGAUUUGGAAAGACCAUUGGAAAAGGACUCUAAGCUUGAAUUCUUGGACUUUGAGCAUCCUGAAGGUAAGGCCGUUUUCUGGCAUUCCUCUGCCCACGUUUUGGGUGAAGGAUGUGAAUGCCAUUUCGGUGCUCACUUGUGUUUCGGUCCUCCAACUGAGGACGGGUUCUUCUACGACAUGGCCAUCGAUAACGGUGAGACUGUCGUGUCCCAGGCCGACUUCAACAACAUCGAAACCGCUUGUCAAAAGGCUAUCAAGGAAAAGCAGCCUUUCGAAAGACUGGUCAUGACCAAGGAGGAGUUGCUCGAAAUGUUCAACUACAACAAGUACAAGCAAGAAUUGAUUAAGAGCAAGAUUCCAGAUGGCACCUCUUCCACCGUUUACAGAUGUGGUCCAUUGAUCGACUUGUGUAGAGGACCUCACGUGCCACACACUGGUAGAAUCAAGACCUUCAAAGUUUUGAAGAACUCUGCGUCUUACUUCUUGGGUGACGCAGCUAACGACUCUUUACAGAGAGUUUACGGCGUCUCCUUCCCCGACAAGCAAGCUAUGAAGGAUUACAUGAAGUUCUUGGAAGAGGCAGCUUCAAGAGACCAUCGUAAGAUCGGUAGAGAGCAAGAUUUGUUCUUUUUCCACGAGAUGUCUCCAGGCUCUUGUUUCUGGUUACCACAUGGUGCCAGAAUUUACAACACCCUUGUUUCCAUGAUGAGAGAACAGUACCAAAUUAGAGGUUACCAAGAAGUCAUUACUCCAAACAUGUACAACUCCAAAUUGUGGGAAACCUCCGGACAUUGGGCGAACUAUAAGGAGAACAUGUUCACAUUCGACGUUGAAAAAGAGAAAUUCGGUUUGAAGCCUAUGAACUGUCCAGGUCACUGUGUGAUGUUCAAAUCUAGAGAAAGAUCUUACAGAGAGUUGCCAUGGAGAGUUGCCGAUUUCGGUGUUCUUCACAGAAACGAGUUUUCCGGUGCAUUGUCAGGUUUAACCAGAGUUAGAAGAUUCCAACAAGAUGAUGCCCAUAUUUUCUGUACCCAAGAUCAAAUCGGUGACGAAAUCACAAGUAUCCUUGAGUUCUUGAAGCACGUCUACGGUAUCUUUGGUUUUGAAUUCAAGAUGGAAUUGUCAACCAGACCUGAAAAGUACCUCGGUGACUUGGAAACGUGGAAUGCCGCAGAAGCUAAAUUAGAAAGCGCAUUGAAUCAAUGGGGAGGUGCAUGGGAGCUUAAUGCAGGUGACGGUGCCUUCUACGGUCCUAAGAUCGAUAUCACGAUUUCAGAUGCUUUGAAAAGAUGGCACCAGUGUGCCACGAUUCAGUUGGAUUUCCAGUUGCCAAAUAGAUUUGAAUUAGAGUUCAAGGCAAAGGAUGAUUCAGCUGCUAGCGCUAGACCUGUCAUGAUUCACAGAGCCAUCUUAGGUUCUGUCGAAAGAAUGACUGCUAUCUUGACGGAACAUUUUGCAGGUAAAUGGCCAUUCUGGUUAUCUCCAAGACAAGUUCUUGUUGUUCCAGUUGGUGUCAAAUAUAUCGAGUACGCUGAAGAAGUCAGACAAAAAUUACACGAUGCUGGUUUCUUCGCCGACGUCGAUGUCACCGGUAACACCUUACAAAAGAAGGUCAGAAAUGGUCAAGUCCAAAAAUACAACUUUAUCUUCAUUGUCGGUGAACAAGAAGCUACCGAAAAGUCUGUCAACAUCAGAAACAGAGAUAUCCAAGAUUUACAGGGUAAGAACGAAGCACUUGCUUUAGAUUUGGUUAUCACCCAAUUGACCAAAUUAAAGGACUCUAAGAGAAGAGAUAAUAAACUCGAAUGA
This is a messenger RNA of Pichia membranifaciens NRRL Y-2026, 2181 nucleotides long. RefSeq lists its product as hypothetical. Bases 1 to 2181 code for a protein of 726 amino acids. Gene Ontology annotation, biological process: threonyl-tRNA aminoacylation. The record is from RefSeq and is a predicted model, not a curated record. The transcript has a single exon. NCBI's taxonomy places the organism in Eukaryota, Fungi, Ascomycota, Pichiomycetes, Pichiales, Pichiaceae. Gene Ontology annotation, molecular function: threonine-tRNA ligase activity; ATP binding. Gene Ontology annotation, cellular component: cytoplasm.